Arachis ipaensis is the source of this 1320-nucleotide messenger RNA. RefSeq lists its product as uncharacterized. The record is from RefSeq and is a predicted model, not a curated record. NCBI's taxonomy places the organism in Eukaryota, Viridiplantae, Streptophyta, Magnoliopsida, Fabales, Fabaceae.
AUGAUUGUUAGUUCAUGGAAUGUUAGGGGGUUAAGGGGUGAUAGGAAGAUGCGAAUGGUGAAAGACCUUAAGAGGAAACAUAGGUUGAAUAUGUUACGCCUCAUAGAGACUAAAAGACAGUUAGUGACAAGAUUUGAUGUUUUAAAAAUUUGGGAAAAUGGUUGUGCAGGGUGGGAGUAUGUGGGGUCUGAAGGUGCAUCUGGUGGGUUGUUGUUAAUGUGGGAUGAUGAUUUCUUUAGAAUGAAAAAUUGCUAUAAAGGUGACAGAUGGUUGUGUGUUGAAGGAGUCUUGUCGGAGAAUUCUAUUGACUGUGCCAUUUUCUUGGGUCCUAGUUGUUUUUUGGGGGACUUUAAUGAGAUUACACAAGUGGAGGAAAGGCGAGGCUUUGAUGGCUUACCUCCGUCGGCGCAAGAUUUGAAAGAUUGGAUAAAUGACAUGGGUUUGGUGGACUUACCGAUUACUGACUGCAAGUUUACAUGGUUCAAAGGACGUUCCUAUAGCCGUAUUGAUAGAGUUUUGGUUAGUUUGGAAUGGCUGGAGGUGGAAUUGAGAGGGUUAGAAGAGGUGCAAUUCACCGAUAAAUUGAAGGCUUUGACGGUUCCUUUGGAAAUAUGGCAUAGAGACAAUUUUGGUGAUAUAGACAAGAAAAUCAUGAAAUAUGAGGAAGAGAUUAAGAAGAUUGAUGACAUCGUCGGUAACGGGACUUAUGAUGGAAUAGUGGAAGCAAGAAGGAAGGCGCUAGUUACUUGCUGCGAGAAAUGGUAUGUGAGGAAAGAACUACAUUGGAAGCAGAUGUCGAGGUCUAGGCAUGCGAGGCACAUGGAUAAAAACACGAGAUAUUUUCACAACUUAGCUUCCGCGAGAAGGAGGAAUAACAGAAUUGAUGCUCUGAUUAUUAAUGGAAGACUGAUAAGAAAUCAAGCUAGGAUCAAGAUUGCCAUUAGGGAGUUUUAUAAGGGUUUAUAUAAUCAAGAGCAGUCUUCUAUGGUGGGUUUUAGAGAUGGUUUGGUAGAAAUGACCAAUGAGGAGGAUGCUUUGGCUUUAGAGAUGGAACUAACACCUGAGGAGGUUAAAGAGGGAGUGUGGGAUUGUGAAUCUUCCAAGGCUCUAGGAAAUGAUAGGUACAACAUGAUUUUCAUAAAGAAGUGUUGGGAUGAAAUUGUUUCUGAAUUCACGGCAGCGGUACUGGGCAUCUUCCAAUCUUCCAGGUUUCCGACAGAUGCAAAUGUCACAUGGGUGGCACUGGCCCCCAAGUUUACUAGUGCUAAGGAAAUCAAAGAUCUGCGUCUGAUUAGCAUGUCGGGUCUGUGUAUAAGGUAA